UUAAUCCGCUUCCGGGUCGGCCUGUGGGAGUCGGAAGUGGACGGUUGUUGAUUUUGAAGCAUGGCGGCGAAAACCGAUACAAAAAACACAACAGGGAAACCCUCCAAACAUGGCGGCAAAGAAUCCAAAAAGCUCAUCAUCGCCAAGACCCCGGCGGAGGAGCAGCGGCUCAAGCUGGAGCGGCUGAUGCGGAACCCGGACAAACCCGCGCCCAUCCCUGAGCGGCCGCGGGACUGGAACCCGCGGGCCCCGCCGGAGUUCGUCCGGGACGUGAUGGGCUCCAGCGCCGGGGCCGGCAGCGGAGAGUUCCACGUCUACCGCCACCUCCGCCGCAGGGAGUACCAACGGCAGGACUUCCUGGACAAGAUGUCGGACAAGGUGAAGCAGGACAUAGACUACCUGGACAAGGUAGAGGAGAACAAGAAGGCGGCAGACGACCGCACCGCCAAGCGCCGCAAGAAGAGGGACAAGCUGAAGAUGAAGAAGAUGAGCGCCAAGAAGGCGAAGGAGGACUCCACCAAGGAGGGCGACGAGAAGAGCUCCAGCAGCAGCAGUGAUGAUGAUGAUGACAAGGAGGCGGAGGACGAUGCGGAGGCUCCCAGUUUCGUAAUGGGCAGGAAAUAACCAGUAACACUAGUCUGUAUAACGGUAGGCCCAGUUACACUCUAUAUGACUGCAGGCCCACUGACGCUGGAGGAGCUGGAGGUCUGCGUUUAGAUGUGGAGGAGAUCCGACCCAGGAUUCAUUGUUGUGCUGGUGAAUUGGACUUGAGAAGCAGAAGCACACAUAAUUGGAAUCAUCAGGUCGUCUAACCCGGACUGCUGUACAAUGGAAAGGUGCAGCUAGUCUUUGAUUGGCUGGAACCUAAAUGGACGUCUUCUAAUAUCCCAUGGACAUGAUUAAUCUAAUUGUAAUAAUUCUGAUAUACUUUUUUCUGUAUUACUUGAGUUGUCAUGACCCUGUAAGAUAUUAGUUUUUUGUUGCUCUUGUUUCUCUUCACCAGAACAGCAUUUUCUCUUGUAGUAAUUGUCAGGACAAUAAUGGACCAUCUUUCAGACUGUACUUGCCUUUCAUCACCGAGUCGCCCCUGGCGAUCAGCUUCGGAAGGUGUUUCCUACUUGUGUGUUAGAAUUGAAGGUAAUGUCUGCCGCCCUAGUAUACCUGUUGUAUAUUUUUAUUAUGAUUAUGAAGUGUUUUAAUAAAAAAAAACGUGCUAACGUUUCCUGCCAUU
Gadus chalcogrammus (walleye pollock) is the source of this 1231-nucleotide messenger RNA. It is a transcript of the gene prkrip1, whose product is annotated as PRKR interacting protein 1. The record is from RefSeq and is a predicted model, not a curated record. Gene Ontology annotation, biological process: negative regulation of protein kinase activity. NCBI's taxonomy places the organism in Eukaryota, Metazoa, Chordata, Actinopteri, Gadiformes, Gadidae. Gene Ontology annotation, molecular function: protein kinase inhibitor activity; protein kinase binding; double-stranded RNA binding. The coding region runs from base 61 to 624 and encodes 187 amino acids. Gene Ontology annotation, cellular component: nucleolus. The transcript has a single exon.